CUUCUGUGUCAAAAGCAGCUAAUCAAAGCCUACUUUGCAGUACAGCAUCACACACACUGAUUGCCCAGAGGCUUCUGCAGCCAAAGAGAGUUGCUAUGGGAAUCAAGAGGGCACUUGGAGACAGGAUCUGGGGCUUGGCUCUCUCCCGUCCAUGGCUGCUGCUGGAGUCACAGGAAUGAACAAAACGGAAAGGAGGUGGCAGAGAGGCACAAGGAAAUGCAUGCAUGUUAAGAGGAGGGACUGCUGUAGCUGGAGACACUGGAAUGGAGUAAAGCAAAGACACGAAUGCAUCUGGCAGUAGUGGCUCUGCUUGGCUUGGCUGGACCUGAUUCCUGCUGUAGAGUUAACCUAGCAGAACUACAGGUAAAGUCUUGACGGUAGCAAGUCUUUAAAAAGAUGGGAUCCAGCUCAUCUACAUACCGGCCCAAGUAUGUGUAUUUGGAUAUCGGUGGAAGAAUUCAGAAGGUGGCCUUCAGUAAAUACUGUAACUCAAGAGAUAUCAUGGAACUCUUCUGUAUUGCAACUGGUUUACCAAGGAAUACAACCAUUUCACUUUUCACAGUAGAUGACUGUAUGGUAUCCAUUGAUCCUACCAUGCCAGCAAACUCAGAAAGAACUCCAUACAAAGUAAUACCUGUGACCACUGGGCAACAAACAGAAAAAGAGGAACUGUUCCAGAAUUUGCUGACGCAGGUGAUCGAGCAAUUCUCCAGGGUAUUUAAAAUUGAUGAACUGAAAACCGACGUAGCUAAUCACUUGGCAAUGCUGGAGAAAAGAGUUGAAUUGGAAGGACUGAAAGUAGCGGAGAUUGAAAAGUGUAAGAGUGAUAUUAAAAAGAUGAGGGAUGAAAUGGCAGCGAGAAGCACCAGGACCAACUGCCCCUGUAAAUACAGCUUCCUGGAUGAGAGCAAGAGGCUGGUGCCCCGAAGGGAUGUUCCAUCCUAUCCCAAGUACAUGCUUUCACAAGAGACAAUAGAAGCUCUUAGGAAACCAACCUUUGACGUCUGGCUAUGGGAGCCCAAUGAGAUGCUGAGUUGCUUAGAACAUAUGUAUCAUGAUUUAGGAUUAGUGAAAGACUUUAACAUCAACCCUAUCACAUUGAAGCGAUGGCUGCUGUGUAUUCAUGACAAUUACAGAAACAAUCCAUUCCAUAAUUUUCGACAUUGCUUCUGCGUUACCCAGAUGAUGUACAGCAUGAUCUCUCUCUGCAGUCUCCAGGUAAAGCUUUCUCAAAUGGAUAUCUUAAUACUAAUGACUGCAUCAGUGUGUCAUGAUCUCGAUCACCCAGGAUAUAACAACACGUACCAAAUUAAUGCACGGACGGAGCUUGCUGUGCGCUACAAUGACAUUUCCCCGCUGGAGAACCAUCACUGUGCAGUGGCUUUCCAGAUCCUUGCGCAGCCAGAAUGCAACAUUUUGUCCCACGUUGAUAAGGAGCAGUUCAAACGGAUUAGGCAGGGGAUAAUUACAUUAAUCCUAGCAACAGACAUGGCAAGGCACGCUGAAAUUUUGGACGCUUUCAAAGAAAUACUGGACAAGUUUGACUAUUCAAAUGAGGAGCAUGUGACCCAGCUAAAGAUGGUCCUGAUCAAAUGCUGUGAUAUCUCCAAUGAGGUUCGCCCAAUGGAAGUGGCAGAGCCAUGGGUAGACUGCUUAUUAGAGGAGUAUUUUAUGCAGAGUGACCGGGAAAAGUCUGAAGGUCUUCCGGUGGCACCUUUCAUGGACCGAGACAAAGUGACCAAACCUACAGCACAGAUAGGCUUCCUGAAGUUUGUUCUUAUCCCAAUGUUUGAAACUGUAACAAAGCUUUUUCCAGAGGUUGAAGAAGUAUUGCUCCAACCACUUUGGGAAUCCAGGGAUCGCUAUGAGGAGCUGAAGCAAAUAGAUGAUGCUGUGAAAGAGUUGCAGAAGAAGAAGAACGAAAGUUUGGCAAUUGGAAGCAAGGAGAAGUGAAAAGCAAAGGCAAGGCACAUCAGGCAUUAUAAUGGACACAAAGAUCCUUUAGAGGUUUGCCAAGUCUAGCAAGGCAUCAUGGGAUUGCACAGCACUGACAGAGGAUGAGACUGAACAGCUGACACUGCCACAAGCACUUUUUCCAAGUUCCUUUUUUAUAUA
Messenger RNA from Lacerta agilis (Sand lizard), 2115 nucleotides. RefSeq names its product phosphodiesterase 9A (gene PDE9A). Lineage: Eukaryota; Metazoa; Chordata; Lepidosauria; Squamata; Lacertidae. The transcript has 19 exons. Gene Ontology annotation, molecular function: 3',5'-cyclic-GMP phosphodiesterase activity. The record is from RefSeq and is a predicted model, not a curated record. Gene Ontology annotation, biological process: cGMP catabolic process. The coding region runs from base 397 to 1953 and encodes 518 amino acids.